Antrostomus carolinensis (chuck-will's-widow) is the source of this 222-nucleotide messenger RNA. RefSeq names its product type II iodothyronine deiodinase. Gene Ontology annotation, molecular function: thyroxine 5'-deiodinase activity. Gene Ontology annotation, biological process: thyroid hormone metabolic process. The annotation marks the transcript as partial. The transcript has a single exon. NCBI's taxonomy places the organism in Eukaryota, Metazoa, Chordata, Aves, Caprimulgiformes, Caprimulgidae. The record is from RefSeq and is a predicted model, not a curated record.
AUGGGUCUGCUAAGCGUGGAUUUGCUGAUCACGCUUCAGAUUUUGCCGGUCUUUUUCUCCAAUUGCCUCUUCCUUGCGCUGUAUGACUCGGUGAUCCUUCUGAAGCACAUGGUGCUGUUCCUGAGCCGGUCCAAGUCCGGGCGCGGUGAGUGGCGAAGGAUGCUGACCUCGGAGGGGCUGCGCUGCGUCUGGAACAGCUUCCUCCUGGACGCCUACAAGCAG